AUGUGUGGUGCAUGUGAUGUAUCACAGCUCAAUCUUGAUGAUGUUUGCCGUUUAGAAGUGGAAGAUUACCAUGCCUAUACCAGUGUCAUGCAAAAUUUGACUCCUGAACGUUUAAUCAUCUGUAACCCGAGCUAUACUAUUGAUGACACUAAUAUUAUUCGUGAUCAUUAUAACAUGAUUAAAGCUGCCAACGACCACAAGCACCCAUUGCCUGUUAACUCCAACUUUGUCAACAACGUCCUUAACCCGUCUAUUCCCAAGAACGUUCAGGUUGUUAGAGUUGUUCCUUAUAACUUGUUUUCUGAUGACACUAGUGGUAAUUCUACAUCAAAAUGGAAUUGCUUCGAUACUUGGUUAAUGAAUCCUGCUGCUUUGCCCCUAAGUAUUGCCAAUUAUUACUUGAACCAAUUGCUUUUAUGUGGGUACGUAUUUGUUGUCGCUCCUCUUUUGUUCAUCAAGGCUGACAAUCCUCGUCAUGCCGAGAUAACUUGCUUAAAACAUUCAACGGCUACAUUUGCUUGUAGAAAGUGCUUCUGGUGCCGCCAUGCCAAUAAUUACAAUCAAAAUAUAAGGACCACUCCUGAAGAAUAUGUGUCAGCUCCAAGGGAAAAAGGGCAUUGGGAAAGUUUAUUUAUUACAAGCAACUUACCUAUUCCUGAUUUUUCGAUCCGGGUUCGUGAUAGACAGGGUCACUUUAUUUUUGUUGAUGAUCUGAUGACUCUUGGUUUCAAAGAUUCUAAUGGUAAGGGCUUGCUGGGUCUGUCCUCUUGGGAUCGAAGUAAAGAUACGCCAGUUGAAAUAUUGCAUGGAUUAUGUCUGGGCUUGAUCAAGUACACCUUCAACAAGGCUGCCGAUUGUUGUUUUAACAAAACCCAAGUCGAUGUUAUCAGUUCUCUAUGUUGUACUUACGGAUCAAAGGCUUUCACUGACUUGUCCACGCAUCUGAAGGGUUACAAAAGCUACCUUGGAAGAGAUUUCAAGCUUAUGGUCCAGAUGAUUCGAAUUGUACUGAGACUUGCUAAGGAUGACCGGGCAUUCUUGACUUUUCGUAACGAUCCCCACCACAGGAUGAAUAACAUCAUCGAUACUUUCGAUAAGCUUGGUGAGCUUUGUUCUCUAUUGUAUAUGUCGAAAAUUUAUACCAACUGUCAUGAUCCUGUUACAUUUUAUGCCCCAAAUAUGCAAUAUGAAAGCCAUUCAUUCUCUGUCCUGUCCUGCCUGUCUUCUUCCUCCCUCGUUCCUGACACCAACUUUGACGAAUUUGUUGAGAUGCUUCGAAAGGCUGCCAAUGAUUCAAUCGUUGCUUUGGAUAACCUUGAUCAUACGGCAAUUCCAAGUAACAGGCGUUCUCGUCGGGGUCGUAGAGCCAAUCAAGCUUCUACAACUGAAAAUGUAGAUGAGCCAUCGGUGAUGUUUCGUGAUGUUGUGCCUCCUGAAGAAGGUGAAGAUUCUGACGAUGAAGACGUAACUUCUGCUGCUGCUACUGGUGCGCAUGCUACUGGUGCGCAUGCUGGUGCGCGUGCUGGUGUUCGUUCUCGUGCUGGUGCUAGUUCUGGUGAACAGCUUAAUGGUGCUUCCAUUCCAUACGCCAAGACAGGUGGCCCUCUGUGCAAUCGUUUGAAAACACACUUGAUCAUUCACUUGGUGGAGGAUUGUAUUCGUUUUGCUUCUCCUGUGCUUUUGGCUACUGAAAAGAAUGAAUAG
Mucor mucedo is the source of this 1704-nucleotide messenger RNA. RefSeq lists its product as uncharacterized. The transcript is spliced from 3 exons. Lineage: Eukaryota; Fungi; Mucoromycota; Mucoromycetes; Mucorales; Mucoraceae. The record is from RefSeq and is a predicted model, not a curated record. The coding region runs from base 1 to 1704 and encodes 567 amino acids.